AUGGAUUGUCAUUUUGUAAUUCUACGUCAAUUAGUUAUUAAAUAUUAUGAUUCGAUAAUUAUUUUAAAUCAAUUAGAUUUAGAUCGAGAGACAAUGAUCGCAAUUGGAAUUAUUGUUGGUUCAGAUCAUAUAAAAGGUAUUUCAAAUACUACUAUUAUAACAGCUUUAGAAAUUCUACAAGAAUUUCGUGAACCACCUAUCGAACGAUUAGAAAAAUUUCGCUUAAUAUUUAUCUUAUAA
Messenger RNA from Rotaria sordida, 240 nucleotides. Lineage: Eukaryota; Metazoa; Rotifera; Eurotatoria; Philodinida; Philodinidae. The record is from the annotation of a GenBank genome assembly.